Messenger RNA from Nematostella vectensis (starlet sea anemone), 4381 nucleotides. RefSeq lists its product as uncharacterized. The transcript has 8 exons. Bases 1712 to 3262 code for a protein of 516 amino acids. The record is from RefSeq and is a predicted model, not a curated record. NCBI's taxonomy places the organism in Eukaryota, Metazoa, Cnidaria, Anthozoa, Actiniaria, Edwardsiidae.
CCCUCGCGGGAGCCAAACUGAUUGCUUUUGGAGAUUCACGGUUUAUAUGCACCAUGGUACUCUUUCCCAGGCCCACCUCCUAUAAACCCGACCAAUCACAAUCUCAAGAUCGGAAGAUCGGCAUACUCUAAUGACCAAUCAAAUCCCGUAGAGAAAGCACCUCUCUCUGUAGAGGGGGAUAAGUAAAUUGAUCGCCUUUCCUGUCAGCGAUUGACCUUUGCGUCAUACGAUACCUAAGAUGUGCGCCAUCGUUAUACAUGGUCAGCGGAACAUUGGUACUGUGUGUGCCCGUCACCGUGUUGUUCGCAUAAUUCGUACAUGAAAGCUUUUUUGUGAAGCGGAAGCUACUUCUUUAGGGAAAGAAAGACGGGGAACCGGUGUAGACCCGAAUUAAAGUUCAAGAGGUGCAGUGGCAGUUCUUCAACUAUGUUUGAGAUGUGUUCCUGAAACAAAAUCCUGAAACAAAGGGCCUGCAAGCACUUUCGCCUUGCGAUCUGCAAGUGAGAGCUCUGGACGCCGGAAACAAUAUGUUAAAUUAGAAUACUUUCUUGUGUCACCACUGCAAGCACUGCAGCCAGCAUUACCACCUUUCUGCUCUCCACUCUCAAACUGCUGUUCGGGGCCAUCACCAUGGAAGAAGCGCAUAAUGUCAUUUACCUCUCUACCUGUUGAAGUGGAACAUUUGUGUCCCAUGUCCAUCAAGCAUUCUACUCUUGUUUCUAUGUAACACAGCUUCUCUGCUUCAGAAGAGCCACAUCUCCCAAUGAUGUAAACAUGAGGCUUCUCCACUAGACUGAUAACAUCAACAUCACCAUGGCCAUAUUCUUUCAUUUCAUCGCUUGUAUAAAAAAAUGCUGGAUCGUACAGAAACUGAACGAGCAAAAGAAUAUGGCCAUGGUUCAUUGCUGUUGAGUUAUCACUCCAAACCAUGAUGUUUUUUUUGGAGCUAUUAAAUCUGUAAAGUUUGGGAAAUGCCUAUUUAGUUUUUGGGAAAGAGUAUUUCUAAGUACUUUGUAAAUUGGGCAAGAAAGGACAAGAAAGUGUUCUUCCCUAUCACUUUUACCCUGAACAGCCCCCCCCUUCCUCUCCCUGGAGACGACUCAACUUUGCUCCAAUAUAUAAGCCCAUAGACAAGUCGAUUUUUAGCCUGCGUGUAUCCGGUUUCAUUCCCUGCUAGCAGAGGCCUCGUUUCUUUGUAUUUCGCUGGCCUGGAAAAAUAAAAAGGAAAGAGGCCUCUGCUAGCAGUGAACCGGUUUCAAAAUUCUUUUUGAAACCGGAUGCACGCAGGCUAGUCGGUUUGCCGCUUUCGAGUGUUUUGCCAGGCUUCGUGUCAGAAGUGACAUCAUUAACGAAUAAGCCCCUCAGCCAAUAGAAAGGGGACAAGGCUAACACUCGUUUGUGACACUGUGACAGUCGCAUCGACAGUUCGGGGCAGUGUAUGCAAAGAUUAACCAAAUUUUAUCCAUCUAAAUGUUUCUCAGUCCGAGAAGGUUCAAAGCUUUUUGUUGUUAAAGACCCUGAUUUUAUAGUAAUAGUUAAUGUGAUAGUCAUUGUUUAGUCCUGGACGGCAAGAGCCUGGUAAUGAAUCUGCCUUAUGUCUUUCCCGCCGUUAUUCAAAUCAACUACACAAGCUUGUGUAGUUGCAGUGAACAAAACGAAUUUUUAGCGACAUUGUCCCUCAUAAUAACCACCGGAUUUCGCUAUUCACGAGAUGGACGACCACGCAAAUGCUGUCUUGAAGGAGUUACACUCCCUCCAGUUGCCUUGGGACGAGGUUCUGCCUCAAUCACAUGUAGAUUGGCUAGAUGUGUUCAGCAAUGCCCACAGUGUUGUAAAAGAGAUAAUGUUUCCAGCUAUAUUGACUGGAAUUUCCGGAGUAAUGGCUCCAAGAACGACCAUCAAACUAUCAAAAAAUGAGUACGAGCCAGUUAAUCUCUUCACUGUUAUUUUGGCCCCGACAGGCGCGGGAAAGACGGCAGCAAUGAAAGCAGCCAUUGAUGAGCCACUAAGUGCUUUAGAUGAGAGCUGCGAGGCACCUAUUCUUAUUGAGGACUUUUCAAAGUCCGGCCUUUUUAACCACCUUAAAAACACAGACGGGAUGGGAGUCCUCUGUAAGGAUGAAAUUCACAUCCUUAUAAAGAAAUUGCUUAGCGGGAAAAAGAAGGAGCUUGAUAAAGACAUAUUUAUUAAGUUAUUUGACAAUGGUUCUUGGACUGUAAAUAAAGGCAACUCGGCAAAAAGGCUUCGCCUACCCCGUGUCGCUUUGGCAAUGAUCGGCUUCAGUCAGCCAUGCAGCUUUUUUGAGCUCUACGCCAAAAUGGCAGCCGUGGGCAACGGGUUUGUUGACCGUAUUCUGUGUUGUUGUCCUCUUCCCAAAUGUCUAAGCUGUACCGAUCGUAUUAGAGCGGCGGCUUCCCUGCAACGGAAGUUUGGGACGAUGCAAAGUCUCGAGAACGUUUACCAAUAUAUUUAUAGCCGCCACAACACCAAUCAGGAAAAAGUAUUCACGCUAAGCCAGGAGGCGUUCCAGUAUUUUGUUCAAGAAGAACAAAAGUUCGUAGAUGCGCUGAAUGCGAUCUUUGCCUGUGAGACGGUACAAGAGACGCCCACUAAUAUAUCUAAGGCUUCAAAACUCGUGCUAAGGAUUGCAGCAUCUUUGCAUGUGUUUGUCGACAGACUGUCGCAAGCCCUUGAAGAAAUCCCGGCAAGAGACACACCAACUGUGAUAGAGCUCCCGGAAAUGAAGCGGGCAUUUGCCCUUGGCAAAUGGUUUAUGGACAGCCGGUACAUUCUUGAAAAGUUGAUCAAAGGCAAGACAAAGAAUAAUGUCUUAUCUGUACAAAAUAAGAUGAUCCAAGGCAAGUCAACAAAUGGUGUCCCUUUACAAAAAAGUGUCCUUUCAGUGGAUGGACCAUUUGUUACAUUUCGCUUGGCAUGUCGAGCUUCCCAUGCCCACAAGCCGGAAGUCCGCGAAGCAAUGAAAAAGCUGGAAGAGCAGGGCCUUGGGUCACUUGACGAAGACAAGAAAGUAUUUUAUAAAGCUCUCCCUUCAGCCCUAGAAAAUCUUAAGGGUCAACUCAAACUCUAUGGAGUUGAUUUGGCGGAUUAUAACUCAACGUUUUGCGUUAAAAAUUCGUCCCUUUCGGCGGCCCAAUGGAAGACCGUAAUGGCCAAUUCUCCAGACAGAGCGGGAUGUCAAAGCUGCGGCUGGCUCAAGAAGCAGAAAAAAGAGCAAGUGAAGAGCUUAUCCAGAGACUUAUGAAAGAGAGUGAAAGUGAUGCACUGGAAAGAGAACAACAAAGAUUUAGGGAUGAAGAGAUUGCAAGGCAAUUGCAAAACAAGGUUACCCCAGCAGCACCAACCACUGUGGAUCAGGACUCAACCUCUCCAAGCUCUACUGUAAAACAAGCUCAAAAAACAACAAAGAAACAAUUACCUACUUUAAUGAAAUGGUUCAGUCCGAAAUCUAAGGACGAAACACCCACUCAGCACAACCAAAGGUGUGAAAGCAACUCUGACGGUUACUCUAGUGCCGAAACUCUUUCCCAAGAUAACCUUGCUGCCUUGUCUGAGGUUGAUCCUGCGUAUGCAGAGUUGCUGAAACAAAAACAGCUACAAGAGGAGGAAGAUUUUAAGCUUGCACUAAGACUGCAGAAAGAAUUGAACGCUGAGGCUCGGGAGGAGCAAAGAUUGGAACGCUGCAAAGGGACAGUAGAUGGCUACUUGUUACGUAAGCAUGUAACAUCUACUAGGACUACAAGAAAGGAUGACUGUCAUGAAAAAUAAGGGAGUUUUUUUUUGAAUAAGUACAGUUUGGUAAAAAAAUUUUAACAUUUCUACUUCUUGAAAUCUUUUUUACAUUUUUAUAAAAAAAGUAUAGAAUAUUAUAAAGAUAUAUUUUUUUGUAGGCUGGGAAGCUUGACACGUUUUAUGUGAGGCUUUAUUUUAAUUGCUCAACCCUUGAAUUUUUCAAUUUGUGAUAUAUUCUCGGAUCCGUUUCAACCAAACAACUUAAAUCCCAAAUCUUAAUUGUAAAUCUAACAUAUAGCCAAAUUUGUUGUUGCAGUUUCAAUGCUUUGGUGCAUUUUCGGAUCUGUCAAACAUGGAAGGAGGCAGGUGUAAAUAAGCUUGCCUCUUUCAAGUUCAGUUAAAAACAUGACUCUAGCUUUUCCCAAACAAUUGCAUUGGCAAGUGGUUUUUAUGCUAGAAUAUGAUUAUUGAUGGAUAAGAAAAUGCAGCAAUUUUUUUCGAGUUUUGAAAAUGGAGGGUGUGAUACAACGAAUUUGGUUAAAAAAGCUGAGGAUUUUAAGAUUUGAGAUGUAAACUAUAUUAGCAGGGGAAAACUCUUUUUAUAUUUCAUCAAAUGAGACAUUCCUAUUGG